AUGUCACUGAAAACUCUUUUCCCAGGCGUGGCCGUCAUCACCGGGGCCGGGGGAACUGGAAUUGGAGCAGCGGUAGCUAAAGCUUUUGCUGCAGCAGGCUGUGAAAAAAUUGCAAUCACAGACCUUAAUGAAAGCACCCUAGAGAAGACCAGAGAUAGUAUCGUCAAAGCUCACCCCAAGGUCCAAUUGCUUGCCCACCCAGGAAAUGUGGCGGACGAUAAAUUUGCCGAGUCAUUUAUUUCCAAAGUCACAAGCAAACUUGGCCGUGUUGACUAUGCUGUAAACUGUGCUGGUGUGCUUGGUUUACCGAUGCGAUCAAGUGAAACUAGCAUCGCGGAGUUCGACCGUGUCAACAACAUCAAUUAUCGCGGAUGUUGGCUGUCAUCCCGUGCACAGCUCAAACAAAUGCUUGAACAGGAUCCGCUGCCAAGCCAUGACCCUACUCGUCCUGCACAACGCGGAGCCGUGGUUAACAUCGCGAGCCAGUUGGGGAUUGUCAGUCGUCCAAAUGCGCCGGCAUAUUGUGCAUCGAAAUCAGCAAUCAUUGGAAUGACACGCGCGGAUGCGAUUGAUUACUCGAAGGAUGGGAUUCGAGUAAACUGUGUUUGCCCAGGCGUCAUUGAAACCCCCUUGAUUAUGGAGAAUGCCCAAGUGCGGGAGGCGAUUACUCCGGCGGCACGGAUUGCUCCAAUGCAACGAAUGGGGAAGCCGGCUGAAGUAGCAGAUGCAGCUAUUUUUCUUUGUUCAACCCAAGCUUCAUUCGUCCAGGGACAUGCCAUGGUUGUUGACGGAGGCUAUAUUACGGUAUAG
Molecule: messenger RNA, 810 nt
Organism: Penicillium verhagenii
Lineage: Eukaryota; Fungi; Ascomycota; Eurotiomycetes; Eurotiales; Aspergillaceae
Product: SDR family NAD(P)-dependent oxidoreductase
Exons: 3
Coding region: 1-810 (269 amino acids)
Molecular function (GO): oxidoreductase activity, acting on the CH-OH group of donors, NAD or NADP as acceptor
Source: RefSeq, a predicted model, not a curated record